This is a messenger RNA of Juglans microcarpa x Juglans regia, 1815 nucleotides long. Its product is annotated as protein NRT1/ PTR FAMILY 4.5-like. The transcript is spliced from 6 exons. The record is from RefSeq and is a predicted model, not a curated record. Gene Ontology annotation, molecular function: transmembrane transporter activity. Gene Ontology annotation, cellular component: membrane. Gene Ontology annotation, biological process: oligopeptide transport; regulation of apoptotic process; transmembrane transport. Bases 1 to 1815 code for a protein of 604 amino acids. NCBI's taxonomy places the organism in Eukaryota, Viridiplantae, Streptophyta, Magnoliopsida, Fagales, Juglandaceae.
AUGGCUGUCUUUUUAGGUAGGACUGUUGAUUCAGGUUUUGGCCUAGGAAUUCAGGAGAAACCUGAGACCGUUGAAGGAAAGGUGGAUUGGAAAGGAAGAGCGGCUGUUAAGUACAAACAUGGAGGAACCAGAAGUGCUGUCCUCAUACUAGGCGCGUUUUGUUUCGAGGGCAUGGCUACCUUGGCACUGGCGGUGAACUUGGUGACAUACUUCAACGGGGUGAUGCAUAUGGAAAUAGCCGAUGCUGCUAACCAGCUAACCAACUACAUGGGCACUGGCUACAUUCUCUCCAUUCUAGCAGCUGCCCUUGCAGACACCUACAUUGGCAGAUUUAAAACUGUCCUCGUUUCAGCAUGCCUGGAGUUAGCGGGACUAGCAUUGUUAACAAUACAAGCUCGCUAUCCCGGGCUAAAGCCCCCAACUUGCAACAUCUUUGAUCCAACUUCGCGCUGUGAGAAAGUCGAUGGUGGCAAUGCUGCCAUCCUCUUUGUUGCCCUAUAUUUUCUUGCUGCUGGGGCUGCGGGAGUCAAAGCUGCAUUGCCAUCACAUGGGGCUGAUCAAUUUGAUGAAAAGGACCCCAAAGAAGCAAGGCAGAUGUCCAGUUUCUUCAACGGCCUUUUACUGGCCGUAUGUAUUGGUGGUGUUGUCAGCUUAACACUAAUUGUGUGGAUCCAAGAUAAUAGGGGAUGGGACUGGGGCUUUGGGAUCUCUACCAUCGCCAUGUUCUUGGCUGUGAUUAUCUUUUCUGCGGGAUUGCCAAUGUACAGGAUACAAGUUAUUCAAGGAACCAGCGCCAUCACUGAAAUCAUACAGGUGUAUGUUGCAGCCAUACGUAACAGAAAUCUUCACCUUCCUGAGGACCCCACAGAGCUCUAUGAAAUGGAUAUGGACAAGGAAGCUGCUUUGGAAGUAGAAUUUUUACCUCACAGAGAUGUUUUCAGGUUUUUAGACAAAGCAGCCAUCCGACCAACAUCUACAGGGCAGCAUGGCAGCCAAGAGGCUGCAAACCCAUGGAAACUUUGCAGAGUAACUCAAGUGGAAAAUGCCAAAGUAAUACUAGGAAUGGUCCCAAUUUUUGGUUGCACAAUUAUAAUGACCCUUUGCCUGGCUCAGCUCCAAACCUUCUCAAUCCAACAAGGUGUCACCAUGGACACAAGCGUCACCAAAUCUUUUCACAUCCCACCAGCCUCUCUCCCCAUCAUCCCAAUUCUAUUCAUGAUCAUUAUAAUCCCCAUUUACGACCGGAUUUUUGUUCCCUUCGCAAGAAAAAUCACGGGCAUCCCCACCGGAAUCUCCCACUUGCAACGUGUAGGAGUUGGCCUAAUUCUCUCAGCCAUCUCCAUGGCCGUGGCUGCAAUACUGGAAGUGAAGCGAAAAGGCGUAGCAAGGGACAACAACAUGCUUGAUGCCAUCCCAGUGAAACAGCCAUUGCCCAUUAGCACAUUCUGGCUAUCGUUUCAGUACUUCAUAUUUGGAAUUGCAGACAUGUUCACGUACGUGGGUCUGCUUGAGUUCUUCUAUUCACAGGCACCGAAAGGCCUCAAAUCCAUCUCGACUUGCUUCCUGUGGUGCUCCAUGGCUCUGGGAUAUUAUUUCAGCACCAUAAUUGUCCAAAUUGUUAACAGAGCAACAAAGGAUACGAGAAGUGGAGGUUGGCUUGCAGGGAAUAAUAUUAACAGGAACCAUUUGAACCUCUUCUACUGGUUGCUUUCUAUAAUGAGCUUGAUCAACUUCUGUAUCUAUUUGUUUGUGGCUAAGAGGUACAAGUAUAGGCCUGAGAUCAAUCCCGUCGUCUCAAACGACAACAAGCAAUAA